AUGUCGAUGAAGUCCGGUUUCGCUCUUGGCAUCCUUGCGGCCACACUCGUUGCUGGUCGCACCCACAAUGACUGGAGCAAGCCUUGCUUCGAAGGUGAAUGUGCGUACGACAUACCCGACCACAAGCAGCAGUCGGGAGCCGUAAAGCUGUUCUCCAAACCUCAUGCCAUCGCGGAUAUCACUCCCGCUGCUGGAUGGGCGUAUUGGAUUGCGACCCUCAUGCCCUUUCCCAGGAUAUCCGCCUCGUCUGCAAAGGCGAUGACGCUGAGGGAUCUGGAUGCGCUCAUCUCUUCGGCGGUGCUGGACCAGUCGACAAACAUGUUCGACUUCCCGAGAGCAUUCUGGGUUCACGAAGACCAGUCUGUCUCUGAGCACCACGGGGUAACUCGCCGAGACAAUAGCGUACCCCAGGUUUAUGCUGUCAAUAUCGAUGACAAGUUCGACCAAGUUGACUAUUCCAAGCAUGGCGACGUGCACUUCGUCAUGUACGGUGCCAGUGUUCCUGGGGCCGAUAUCAAUUCUGCUAUACCCGAAGAUGUUUCAAACAUGGAUGCCGUAGGAGAAUUCAUCCAGAAGGCUGUCUCAGAGCUACAGGAUAGCAUAAAGACUCAGAGAAACCACCAUCUCCAAGCACGUACGACAUCAGGUGGCUGGAAAUUCACGAGCAUCAAGGCUUCCGUGUCCCCGUUCUCCCCAGAUGGACCACCAGAAAAGAUCCAUCUCAUUGCUCUUCCAAAAGGCAAAGACUUCAAGUCAAUUGUGAGUGCGCCUAAAGGAUGGGGCAGCGCCUCCGAGGCGUUCAGCUCAAUCGAGGUUAAAGGGCACGCGAUGUCAUGCCCGAUUGAAACAUUAGGCUCUAAAGCCAAGGGUGUGGAAACGAAAGUAGAGUUGGACAUCACUGGGACCAUAGAUACUUUUAUGUGGGGCCAAGGGCAAUGGGGUGGCUGCGGCUAUGGUAAAAACAAUAUCUUCUCGAACCUCCUUGGAUUCCUGGAAGACUUCACGUUGAAUGUCCGACACGAAAACAACAUCAACGUCGCGCUGAAGGGUUCUACUACUUGGUCUAAGGAAUUUGGCCCAUUCUCGGUCCCUCAAAUAACCGCAAUUAACUUUGGGGUGGGUCAAAUAGGUCUCCUAGGGGCCAUCAAGCUCGAGGCGAAGCUCUCCGCCGAAGCUUCUCUUCAGUUAACCAACAAGUUGCAAUAUGGGUUCAAUCACGCUACCAUUACGAUGCCGUCUAAGGAAAAAGGAGGAUUGAGACCAUACUUUAAUGCCACAGAGAUCGGGGCCAAGUUUGCUGGGGGCGCAAAGUCCAAGGUGUCUUUAGAAAUUGGCGUCACACCUAAGAUCAUGGUCGGCGCGAUGACUAUCAAAGGGGGAGCUAAAGCCGAUUCGUGGUUUGGUGUGGAGGUGAAAUUGACGGCAGAGGCUGAAGCAAGCAAGACGAUCUUCGAGAGUGGUGCGGCUCCGGGUCCUCCUAGCGGCACAGAGCUCGGAUACGUCGUCAAGAUCGGCGUCGACCCCCAUGUUGGAGUUGAGGCUAAGAUCGACUGGUCCUGGCUCAAAAGCUGGACCGGCUGGACGCCCGGCAUGGAAGUAAAGCACAGCCUUUGGAAGAAGGAAUGGCCACCCCUCGCCUGUGGAGGUUCGCUCUGCCCAAAGAAGCGCUCCGUCGGUGAUCGUGGCGAAGUAGCUAUGCGCUCCAUUGAUUAUACUCCCUUCAAUAGCGACCUAUCUAAACGUGGCAGUGGCGAACGUGGCAGUGGCAAGACUAGCGUCUCACCCAAGAGCACAUCGUUCACUUGCCCACCCAAAGAGUGGGGCGGUAAAGUAAAGGAGUUUGUUGGUGCUAUCGUUGACAUGAGCAAACUGGCCAAAGGUCUCGGCGCUGGUAUGUAG
Molecule: messenger RNA, 1899 nt
Organism: Pleurotus ostreatus (oyster mushroom)
Lineage: Eukaryota; Fungi; Basidiomycota; Agaricomycetes; Agaricales; Pleurotaceae
Exons: 15
Coding region: 1-1899 (632 amino acids)
Source: RefSeq, a predicted model, not a curated record